GUUGCACAAGGAGGGGAGGGUGGACUAGGGAAUGUUUCUAUCGGCAAGGGCAUUCGAAUGUCCAAAGAAAACAGGCUACAGGAGAUAGCCCGUUUGAGUGGUGGACAGCAAGGAACAGAGAGCUUUCUUGUGUUGGAACUGAAGAGCAUCGCUGAUGUUGGCCUUGUUGGUCUGCCUAAUGCCGGGAAGAGUACAUUGCUGAGUGCUCUCUCUAGGGCUCAGCCGGAGAUAGCUGACUAUGCAUUCACCACAUUGAGGCCCAAUAUUGGUAGCUUAACCUACGAGGACUACUUCUCAGUGAAAGUGGCUGAUAUACCGGGUCUUAUCAAAGGUGCUCGUGAGAACCGUGGGCUUGGCCAUGCCUUCUUGAGGCACAUAGAGCGCACCAAAGUUCUGACCUAUGUGCUCGACUUGGCAGCCACUCUCAACGGUAGGAAGGGUACCCCGCCAUGGGAGCAGCUGCACGAUCUCGUCGUGGAACUGGAGCAUUACCAGGAAGGAUUGACAAAGCGCCCGUCGUUGAUGGUAGCAAACAACAUAGAUGAAGAGGGAGCUGAUGCGAUGUACGAAGAACUGAAGAGGAGAGUGCAGGUUGUUCCAAUAUUUCCGGUGUGUGCUAUCCUGAGAGACCUUAUGGACGCGUCGGAUCCACAAGGUGUUGAUAUGAGCAAAGUGAUGGUAGACUAA
Molecule: messenger RNA, 687 nt
Organism: Brachypodium distachyon (stiff brome)
Lineage: Eukaryota; Viridiplantae; Streptophyta; Magnoliopsida; Poales; Poaceae
Product: probable GTP-binding protein OBGM, mitochondrial
Exons: 1
Cellular component (GO): mitochondrion
Molecular function (GO): GTP binding; GTPase activity
Source: RefSeq, a predicted model, not a curated record